Molecule: messenger RNA, 1410 nt
Organism: Plectropomus leopardus (leopard coralgrouper)
Lineage: Eukaryota; Metazoa; Chordata; Actinopteri; Perciformes; Serranidae
Source: RefSeq, a predicted model, not a curated record
AUCACAGGUCAGGAGGAUGCCAUGUACGAGGCAAAAGUAACUGUGACGACUAAGGGGCGUAAGAACGAUCUGCCCGUUACCAACGGUGACAUCGUCAGCAUCAUCCGAACGACCAACUGUCCCAAAGGGAAAUGGCUGGCCAGGGACAGCAGCAACAACUAUGGUUAUAUUGCAGUGGAUCAUGUGGAGCUGGAUAUAAAAGAGAUGCUGGAGCUGGGAAAGAAAGCUGCAAGCACUCACAAGAGCAGCAACAACAUUAUCAAGGAGGACGUCACGAGCACGGGGAGCAGGGCCUCAAACCACUACCCGCUGUCAGCAGAAAGUUUCGAAGAUGACAGCGAGGAAUGGACCGGCGACGAUGAAGAACCUGUCUCUCCUGCAACUCAACCUGCAGAUCCACUGGCUCCAAUCAGUCACACCAGGGCGCUCUCGAUGCCUGACAUGGACAUGGUAAACAAAGAGCUUAUUGUGAAUCACCAGCACAGUCAAAGUGACCUCAGUGCAGGUGGCACCCAUGUCCAAGCGAGACAUGAAGCACUUCAGAAGUUGGCGACAUUUUUCCAUGCACCCAAAGCAGUGGAGCCAGCUGCCAGCAGCACUGAACCAGAGACGAGUCCUGUGCUUGUAAAGGAGGAAGCAGCUCCAUUGCCUGAAGCAGCUUCAACACAGGACUUUGAUUUGGAUAAUACCGAUAUGCUCAUUUUACCUCCUCCUGACCUGUAUGCUGACUUCACAGAGUAAUUAUCAUAAAACAAGGAGGAUAAAAAGCAGCCAGGCAGAGGAAACAGGAUUUGUCUAUGUUAUUCUUCACACUGUGACCCGCGUCAGUCACCUAAUACUGUGACGGUAACUUUAUCUUCUUCACUAUGACCUUUUAUACCUGCUGACUGCAUUUAUGGAAAAGUCUGAUGAAGAGGAGGACACAUGAGGAUUUAUCAUCUCAGCAACUAGAACUAUUUUGUGCGAUUUUUCUGAAGCACUCAGUGUGAACCCGCAGAGGGACAGUUCGCCCGGUGGCUCUGAGUGACUUUGAACCUUGGACCAAGAUGAUCCUGGGAAAGGACAUAAAAACUGUUGCAGACACACACCCUGAGGCUCCACCAGAAAAGUCAAAUUUAUUCAAAGUGGAAACAAACAACUUUUCAGCGAUGCCCCCCCAACCAUUUCCAAGUGCUGCUAUGGUUGGCCCCGCUGUUGCCAAGAAAACCGAACCGCUUUACGUUUUUCUCAAAGCAUUUACCACAGUUUCACGGUUACUCUGGUUGUUCAACCAUCCGGCAUUUCGGCGUCUGGGGAAAGUGACUGCAAAGAACUAACACUGAUACUCUUUGGUAACUGAUAGCUAUCAAGGAAAACUAAAGCGCUAUCGGCUUCCUGUUUUGGUUGUGCAAUGGUUGAUGCACCACCUUG